AUGUCUUUGGCUGCGCUGCGGGCGGUGCUUCGUGUGGCCCACCGGGGGAGCAAGGCUCCCAGCCAGCUGGCGCCGCUGCUGAAUCGGGCAGCGAGGCUUUGGGAUCCGCAGGCUCACCGAGUGGUGCCCCACCCACUGGGUAACUUUGUUUGGUGUGAUGAGCUGCUGCGAAGCUGCGGCAAUGGCACGGAGUACGCUCUGCCGGUGGCUGACCGCAGAGCUGUAAGGGCUGUCCGGAAACACUGGCAUCUUUGCCAAAGCCUGGGCAUCCCUUACAUGCCGCAGGCCGAGGAGGCCCUCAAGCGCUUCCAGAAGGCUACAGAGAUGGGGGAGCUCUUGAGGUGCCAUGAAGUUCCUGAGCUACCUGCAACCAGAUGGCGUUUGACCUGGUGUGCUCCAAGUGAAGAGCAUCAGGUGGAGGUUGGUGAUUUGCUCAUCACGCAUCCUUUGUCGGGGCUCUUCCAGGACGCGUUUGACCAGGGAGUGCUCUUGGUGGUGAAAGUCAACCAGGAAGCCAAGUUGAUCCAGGCCUUGGUGCUCAACAAGGAGAGGCACUCACUACCAUAUACCUUUGAAGUCAGGGUCCAUGCCAUGAACGGACAAAGCUUCCAGUUCUUUAUGGACAAGUUUGCCAUGAUUGGUGAUGUGAAGCAGAGGCUGAGUGCGCAGUUGGUUCGGAAGUUUCACGAAAUGAAGCUGGUCUACGAUUCCAACGAGCCUGACAUGUUUGACAAGGUCAGCAAUUACCGAAAUAGCCGAGGUGUUGUUGAGCUCACCCUUGUCAUGAACCGCAUUUGCAGGUGGUGCAAUGUGCCCCUCAAUGAGAACGAGCUCGGUGAUUUUUGUGGAACACCCUGCUAUGCCAUCAUGCAGCGUGAGCUGCAAGAUCCCGAAAGUUUGUUCGUGCUCUUCGGUGUGAGCGCCGACAUCGGCUUGAGUACUUCACUGCACUACGCAGAGCCUUGGGAGCACCAAGCCUACUGA
Molecule: messenger RNA, 984 nt
Organism: Durusdinium trenchii
Lineage: Eukaryota; Dinophyceae; Suessiales; Symbiodiniaceae
Source: the annotation of a GenBank genome assembly